AUGGCCUCCAAGCAGCUGCCCACGCGCGAGCGUCGCCCCUCCACAGGAGCUCCCCUGGUGGACAUCCAGGGAGCUGUCGGCCCUGCUGGCGUCUCGAGGCCCAAGCACAGGAGAACCUUUACGGGCUUCGGUGCUGGAGAAAUCAAGCACGUCGAAGCCUCGAUCCCCGAACCCCAGCGCGAAGCAUGGAGGCGGAACCAAGUUCAGAGCAUCACCGACAAGGAUGGCUUUGAGAAGGAGGUUGUCCGCCAUGUCGAGACCACCCUGGCGCGUAGCAUGUUUAACUGCGAUGAAACCGCUGCGUACUCGGCCACCAGUCUGGCCUUCCGUGAUCGCCUCAUUACCGACUGGAACAAGACCCAGCAACGCCAGACGUUCCGCGAUACCAAGCGUGUUUACUACCUGAGUCUGGAAUUCUUGAUGGGAAGAACUUUGGACAAUGCCAUGCUCAACGUGGGCUUGAAGAAUGUGGCCAAGGGUAAGAAUAGAAUCGCAUUCGUUGUUUUUUAUGCUGCAUUUUGGCUAACGGGCUUUCAAAUGUUAGAGGGUCUCUCUGAGCUUGGUUUCAGAAUCGAGGACAUCAUCACCCAAGAGCACGAUGCAGGUCUGGGCAACGGUGGUUUAGGUCGACUUGCUGCUUGCUUCCUCGACAGCUUGGCUAGUCUCAACUACCCCGCCUGGGGCUACGGUCUUCGCUACAGAUACGGAAUCUUCAAACAGGAAAUCAUUGACGGCUACCAGGUCGAAGUGCCCGACUACUGGCUGGACUUUAACCCCUGGGAGUUCCCCCGCCACGAUAUCACGGUCAACAUCCAAUUCUAUGGCAAGGUUCGCAAGCAGACCAGGGAGGACGGCAAGACCGUCAGCGUCUGGGAGGGUGGUGACAUCGUCGAUGCCGUUGCCUACGAUGUCCCCAUUCCUGGCUACGCGACUCCAACCACGAAUAACCUGAGACUUUGGUCUAGCAAGGCAUCUGGAGGCGAAUUUGAUUUCCCAAAGUUCAACAAUGGUGACUACGAAGGCGCAGUUGCAGACCAGCAGCGAGCCGAGUCCAUCAGCGCCGUGCUGUACCCCAACGACAACUUGGACCAGGGUAAAGAACUGCGACUGAAGCAGCAGUACUUCUGGGUGGCAGCCUCUCUCUAUGACAUUGUGCGCCGCUUCAAGAAGUCCAAGCGCCCCUGGAAGGAAUUCCCCGACCAAGUCGCCAUCCAGCUCAACGACACUCACCCUACUCUUGCCAUUGUUGAGCUGCAGCGCAUUCUGGUUGAUACUGAGGGCUUGGAAUGGGAUGAAGCAUGGAAGAUUGUUACUGCCACGUUUGGCUACACCAACCAUACUGUGCUCCCCGAAGCCCUGGAGAAGUGGCCUGUGGGAUUAUUCCAGCAUCUCUUGCCCAGACAUCUUCAGAUUAUCUACGAUAUUAAUCUGUUCUUCCUGCAAAAGGUCGAGAAGGCCUUCCCCAACGACAGAGACCUGCUUGGUCGAGUCUCCAUCAUUGAAGAGAGCCAGCCAAAGAUGGUGAGAAUGGCCUUCUUGGCCAUUGUUGGUUCCCACAAGGUCAACGGUGUGGCUGAGCUGCACUCGGACUUGAUCAAGUCGACCAUCUUCAAAGACUUUGUUGAGAUCUACGGCCCGGACAAGUUCACCAACGUAACCAACGGUAUCACCCCUAGACGUUGGCUGCACCAGGCCAACCCCCGUCUGUCUGAGCUGAUUGCCUCCAAGUGCGGCGGCGAUGCCUACCUCAAGGAUUUGACUGUUCUCAAUAAGCUUGAAGCUUUUGCCAAAGACAAAGCCUUCCGCAAGGAGUGGGCUGAGAUCAAGUACGCCAACAAGGUCCGCUUGGCCAAGUACAUUCAGACCACGCUUGGCGUAUCAGUCAACCCCGCGGCCUUGUUCGACGUGCAAGUCAAGCGAAUUCACGAAUACAAGCGUCAGCAGCUCAACAUUUUCGGAGUCAUUCACCGAUAUCUGACUCUCAAGGCGAUGAGUCCUGAAGAGAGGAAGAAGCAGCUUCCCCGUGUUACCAUCUUUGGUGGCAAGGCUGCUCCCGGCUACUGGAUGGCUAAGCAGAUUAUUCACUUGGUCAACGCCGUCGGCGAGGUUGUCAACAAAGAUUCCGACAUUGGCGAUCUCCUCAAGGUUGUUUUCCUUGAAGAUUACAAUGUCAGCAAGGCCGAGAUGAUCAUCCCUGCCUCUGAUAUUAGCGAGCACAUUUCCACUGCAGGCACAGAGGCGUCUGGCACAAGUAACAUGAAGUUUGUCCUCAACGGAGGUCUCAUCAUCGGAACAUGCGAUGGCGCCAAUAUUGAAAUCACCCGUGAAAUCAGCGACAGCAACAUCUUCCUGUUUGGAAACCUUGCUGAGGAUGUGGAAGACCUGCGCCAUAACCACAACUUUGGCUCUCACACCAUCGACCCCGACUUGGAGAAGGUCUUUGUCGAGAUUGAGAAGGGCACCUUUGGCAUGCCCAAUGACUUUAGUGCCUUGAUUGCCGCCGUCAGAGACCACGGCGACUACUACCUGGUCUCAGACGACUUCCACAGCUACAUUGAGACACACGCUCUCGUUGACGAGGCUUACAAAAACCAGGAUGAGUGGGUGACCAAGUGCAUCAUGUCCGUGGCCCGAAUGGGCUUCUUCACUAGCGACCGCUGCAUUAACGAGUAUGCUGAGGAGAUUUGGAACAUUGAGCCGCUGGACGUCUCUGAGUAA
Molecule: messenger RNA, 2718 nt
Organism: Trichoderma gamsii
Lineage: Eukaryota; Fungi; Ascomycota; Sordariomycetes; Hypocreales; Hypocreaceae
Product: starch phosphorylase
Exons: 6
Coding region: 1-2718 (905 amino acids)
Biological process (GO): glycogen catabolic process
Cellular component (GO): cytoplasm
Molecular function (GO): pyridoxal phosphate binding; glycogen phosphorylase activity
Source: RefSeq, a predicted model, not a curated record